GUGCGGCGCGUGACGGCGCCGCCGGGCCGGGCUCACUUUCGCGGAUGUGGGGGCUGUGGAAUUGGAAGCUGCCCCUGGAACCGAGACAGGCCUGAAUUUUCGAUCUGCUUCGGGAGUUGGCAACUUCGGGGACACCCCUGCGGCUCGUUAGGUGGCACGACUGUUGACGUUUUUCCCGGCGGCGGGUCCUGGCACAGAACUCGGAGUGUGUGCAGCAGGCCGGACGCCAAGCUCGCGUCCCGUCGGAGUGGGCAGCGCGGGGUUCCCGGCCCCACUUCGCGGCCGGAGGGGCCGGUGGGAGUCGGUGGUCGAACUCGGGCUUCCGGCUGUGCGACCUGUAAGGUUGGAGUUCGGGUCGGCGAAUGUUUUCUAGAACGUCCGUCCGCCCAGGGGAAGGCAGCGCGCUAUGUUGUGUGCGGACCGGGAACGUAGUAACUCCCAAUAAAAUUGUGAAUGAGACACCAGAUCCGUGUUUCUCGGAAUACGGAUCUGUUUUGUAGUCACACAAAAGUAAACUGCCAUCCACCUCGAGAUGGGAUGGCCGAGGUGUUCUCAGCCGGAGUUGGCAGACGUUUAUCUUGACUUUAAAAAAACCCCAACAAAACCCGACCAGGAACGGCGUGCAAUCCACUUAGCUGAUCCGAAUGAAUGAACUUUCAGUGGAAUACUUAGUGCUCCGGAGACUCAGCGCUGUUGAAAAACACGAGUGGCAUUGUUUACCAAGUUUCACAGACAAAACGUGGAAAGGGCAUCACACUUGGAGACCAUGUUUGGGGAGCAGACCGUCAAGUAGUAGAGAAGAGAGAAGAGAAGACGGAAUCCCUCAGAAGGCCUGGGAGACAGACCGCCCCGAGAGUCCGGGCCCCUGAAGCUGUCCUGCGCCGUCCGGAAAUUCUCCCGCAGAUAUGAAUCUGUGGGAGUUUGGAUUUUCUUCUUACACUUUAGCGGAAACAACAUACGGUGACAGAUUGAAGGCAGAUGGAAACGUGAGAGCCCCACUGUCUCAAGUCAGAAAAGUGAUUUACAAUUGUGAGAAACAGCACCGCUUCCCUCGCUGAAUUUUUAUUGUUUGGUGCCCGUAUGUUGAGCCUGAAACUCUCUCAGCCCAGCCUCUGUUUUGGAGCGUGGCCUGCUGUCUCCAGCGCUGCACGUCGUCCACGUGAUGGUUUCCAUAGCUUACGUUCUUUGAAGAGAGUGUUUACCUGGUUUUUUGGAUGCUUCCAUAUUUGAAAGCGUGUAGAGAUUGUUGAGGAAUCGCGCCGCCUCAUUCUCCUGCUGGCCGGACUCAGCGUCAUCUUCACCAAUGUGCUGUGGCCGAGUUGAGGCCUCGGGCAGGGUGCGGCGGGGGAGUGCAGGUCUUACGGAUCUGGAUCCGGAUCCACGCAGAGGCUGAGUGUGGGCCUCGUGGGGCAGCGGUGGCGGAGAAGGCAGGAGCACGGAGUCCUGUUCACAGCCAGGUGCCGCCGGAAACGAGGAAGAAAAUGGCUCCAAAGGGUAUACGAAGCUGGAAAAAUACAUAGAUGCAGCCUUGUGGCCUCUCCAGAUGCUCGAGGACAAGAUUCCGGAGAGAAGUUGAUCCCCUCGGAUUAGGUAACUAGUCAUAAUGAAGAAAAUUAGUCUUAAAACCUUCCGAAAGUCUUUCAACUUGAAUAAAAGUAAAGAAGAAGCGGAUUUCAUGGUCGUGCAGCAGCCGUCGCUCGCCAGUGAUUUUGGGAAAGAGGAUUCCUUGUUUGGUAGCUGCUACGGUAAAGAUCUGGCGAGCUGCGAUCUCAACAGUGAAGAUGAAAAAGGGGGGAAAAGUCGCUCCAAAAGCGAAAGCCUGAUGGGGACGUUGAAACGACGGCUGUCCGCCAAACAGAAGCAGAAAGGCAAGGGCGGCGGGCCCGCGGGCAGCUCAGCCGACGAGGACACCUUCUCCUCCUCCUCGGCGCCCCUGGUCUUCAAGGACGUCAGGGCCCAGAGGCCCAUCAGGUCCACUUCGCUCCGCAGCCAUCACUACAGCCCUACGCCGUGGCCGCUGCGGCCCACGAACUCGGAGGAGACGUGCAUCAAGAUGGAGGUCAGGGUCAAGGCCCUGGUCCACUCUUCCAGCCCGAGCCCAGCACUGAAUGGCGUGCGGAAAGACUUCCACGAGCUCCAGUCUGAGACCGUGUGCCAGGAACAGAGCAGCUCCCUCAAGAGCUCGGAACCUCAGAAUGGGGACCUGCACCUUCACCUUGACGACCAUGUGCCUGUAGUCAUCGGACUCAUGCCUCAGGACUACAUUCAGUAUACUGUGCCUUUAGACGAGGGGAUGUUCCCCCUGGAAGGGCCACGUGCCUACUGCCUGGACAGCUCGUCCCCCAUGGAGGUGUCUGCGGUCCCUCCGCAGGCGGCGGGGAGCCCCUUCGCCGAGGACGAGAAUCAGGUAGACCAGGACCUGGUGGUGGCGCCGGAGAUCUUCGUGGACCAGGCGGUGAACGGCGUGUUGAUUGGCACCACGGGAGUCAUGUUGCAGAGCCCGAGAGCGAGUCGCGACGGAGCUCCCCCCCUCUCACCGUUGCUACCUCCAGUGCAGGCCAGCCAGAUCCAGAGGGGCUUCGGCGGGCUCACCGGCACAGAUGCCCGCGUGGCGGAGAGCAUGCGCUGUCAUUUGAAUUUUGAUCCUAACUCUGCCCCUGGGGUGGCAAGGGUUUAUGACUCCGUGCAGAGUAGUGGUCCCAUGGUUGUGACAAGCCUUACGGAGGAGCUGAAAAAGCUGGCGAAGCAGGGCUGGUACUGGGGGCCAAUCACACGCUGGGAGGCGGAAGGGAAGCUGGCCAACGUGCCAGACGGCUCUUUCCUGGUUCGGGAUAGUUCUGAUGACCGCUACCUUUUAAGCUUGAGCUUCCGCUCCCACGGCAAAACGCUUCACACGAGAAUUGAGCACUCAAACGGUAGAUUUAGCUUUUACGAACAGCCGGAUGUGGAAGGGCAUACGUCCAUAGUUGAUCUAAUCGAGCAUUCAAUCAGGGACUCGGAAAACGGAGCGUUUUGCUACUCAAGGUCUCGGUUGCCUGGAUCUGCAACUUACCCGGUCAGACUGACCAAUCCCGUGUCGCGGUUCAUGCAGGUGCGCUCUCUGCAGUACCUGUGUCGUUUUGUUAUACGUCAGUACACCAGGAUAGACUUGAUUCAGAAACUGCCUUUGCCAAACAAAAUGAAGGAUUACUUACAGGAGAAGCACUACUGAGAGAUUCCGAGAACCCCCGCAUCUUGCACUUUGGGAAUAAGGAAAAGAGAUUGAAAUACAGUUUACAAACUUUCAUUGCUAUCGAAAUCUUUUGCUGCCAUACUAUUUCAGUUUUAUGUGUAAAAAUAAUCAGUUUGUUGAGUUAAGCGUGGGGAAGUGUCAGCAAGGUGUCUUGGGUUUAUUUUGGUUCUUUAUAAAGGGAAGUCUCGAGGUUUUGGAAGUGUGAAUUAUCUUUCAUCAAUGUGCAGAAUAAUCACAAUGUGAAUGAUCAGAUUCUCCUUAACCCCCUCCCCCCAAGUCCUUUGCUGCUAUCCACUGUGAUUUUUAUGCAUUAAAAGCACAUUUCAUGUGUAUUCAACCCUAAGUAAAGUUGAAUGAAACUUACAGAAUGAGUAUUGUUAUGUCUCUUUAAAUGGUCCAUCUUCAAAGAUCGUAUUGAAUAAACAUACCCGUGAGAUAAAACGGAGAAUUUACACAUACACUGAAAAUGAUUUUUGAUCUCCUACUUUAGAAGGAUUUAUUUAGAAUUAUGAUUUGACAUCUUGGGUAUUAGAAUGUAGAUCUGCAACAUCCCUUUUACAACACUUACUCUCAGUUGUUUUUGAGGCUGUGCUGUUUUUUGGUUGUGAAAAGUGGACUUUUUCUGUUGCCUUCAUGUUCAUCUUGUGGUUUGUCUAUUUUAAUAAAUGGCCUUACAUUAAAAAGUCAUACAAAGUGCAUACCACCGCCGUAGGACGUGCUGCUCUUCUGCCGUUAGGCCCUGGUGCUGAUCGGCAUGACGGGAGACCUGUGGGGCUGGGACUCUUACUGAAGAAAUGCUAGAUCGUAGUUUCCUGUGAUGAUCAUUUUGUGUGUGUUAAUUAUACUUUCCUUUGGCAAAGUGUUUGUUUUUUUUUCUGUGAUUUCUUUAGCCUAGCCGGCGUUUUCUUUGGGUGAACUUGAUGUAGAACUGAUUUUCAUAAAAAGAGUGGGUUCUCUUGCAACAUUUAAGUUUAUAUAAAGUUUUAAAUUGAUUUGAAUAGAAAACAUUGUUUUAGAGUUGGGUUUUUAGACUUUUAUGUAGUCACUAUGGAAUGUGCUAGAUUUGACCCUUCUUCCUUCUCUCCACCAAAAACCAAAAAGCCCGAUGACUUCAGUUGGAAAACUGUGGAAACUGUGGCGCGUUGUGUAAGAAGAAUACUGAAGCCGUCUCGGGUAUGUGGAAGCGUGUCGCCUACCACAUACUGCCACUUCAAACUAAUAUUUUUUUUUUUGCCGUUUUAAAUUUAGCUGAGUCUUAAGUGAAUUGGCAGGCAUUGUUAGUGAUUUUAUCUCUGAUUCAGUCGCUUGGGUUGGGGUGGGAGGAGUGUGUUAUCCCCAGUACUUCUGUUAUUUGUGAAAUUCAGUGUUUGUUCGCGCACUGUUUCGUAUUUUGGAAGUACCCCAUCUAGAGAAUGUCCCCGUCUCAGAUGACACGUACACUUUAAGACGUUUCUUCCUUUGUCACUCAAUUUUCCUGUCUCUUAUUUGUCAAUGAAAAACGAGAGUAACGGUCUUAGGUCAACUUUUAUGGUUUUGUCAUUCGGUAUCCCUGGUUUUUUUUUUUCCUCCUCUCUUUUUUAGGGUCAGAACUGAGAAAUCCCAAGGAAAGGCACAAUGAUACGGUGUUGUGGUGUUUUGAUCUAGAGGGAAAAGGUACUAACUUUUGGUGGAAUGUUGAUCGUACCUUGUCACGGAGACUUCUCUUUCAUUUUCUGAUGUUUUCACCGGACAAGACGGAGUAUACUGUAAUAAUAUCAUUUAAGUGUUCACUAUAAGCUAUUUGGCUUAAGAACUAUUACAGAGUUGUAAACUUAUCAAAUUAAUGCAAGACAUUUAAACUAUUUUUUUGCAAAACUAUUUAUUUUUAAACAAUUUAAAAUAUAUCUAGGGUGAGUUGAAAGUCCCUGUGCGUCUAUAUUAGAUGGCAGGCGUUGUCGCAGAGUCCCUGUGUGUCAGUGAUCGGUGUUAAGAUGGCUUCUCCGUGUCUCCAGAGGCAUUUGCGUGUAUCUUUGUGAGACCAUGGUGCACAGAGGUCUUUGGACUGCCCUGAACCCCGUCUUCUCCUGUGGGCCUAGCCUGGUCCCCACGUGGUCCUCAUGACUCCGUGUGCUCAAGAUUUCGCUGUUCCGUUUCAAGCUGAUUUCGAUCGUCAUCUGGUCGUCUUUAAAAUCGUAUUUUGUGUUUUAUGGAGGGCAAGUCUAGAUGCCGUUCUGAAUCAGAAGGCCAGUUUCCUUAAUGUGUGUUUUGUAUAUUCAUUGCAUAAAAUACUUUAAAAUGCCCUAUUCCAAGCCAGUUUGAAAUUGCUAGGGUCUGACAGUGUAUUGAGAAAAAUAAAAUAUUUGCCCAGAAGUUAUUUACAAACGAAGGAGUAUUACAGUAUUUUCUGCUUUUGUGUAGAGAGAGCCAUUCGGCAUAGGCAGCACAGGAUAAUGUGAAAGAUCGGCUUAAUAGGAAACUAAAAUAGUCUGCUUAGAAAUGGAAAGGGCGGAAGAGAGAUCUCCAUCCCGUAGCUCGGCCUAGUUGCCAUUUGUGUACAUUUCUGGAUUAUCCUGAGUGGCGGUUUAGAUGGACGUGGACACAAUCUGUAAGUGAUUCUUAAAGACAGGAGCUCAAGGCAAGAAGAGAAAACAGGAAAGCUGUCUCCUUUGCCACAGUCAGUGAAUCAGACUUGUUUUCUUGAAGAUUUCACCACAAAAUACAGUGGAGGCCGGAAGCUAAUUCUAGGCUUCCUAGGACACUUUUAUGCAUUUUUACAAAUAAUAAGAAAGCAUAGAAAGUACUUGAAAAAUAUCUCAACUCUUUCUAAGGAAAACUGUUCUUUUUCUACUUGGUGCAAUAAUCUGAAAAUCUAGAAGGUCAAAAGUAUAUCACAGGAAAUGAUCAUAGAACUAAAAAUAGUUUUUAAGGAAACUAGUCACAAGGGGAACCCUCUUGCCGUUGAAGAAAAUCGUGUUCCAGAAGACAGAGCGUCGGCGUACAGGACAUAAAGUCUACGUCAUAAUUUUUGAGCCAGUAUUAUUGAAACAGGAUAAAAAUCACUAAAAUCUUAAACAGGUUCUAUGCAGUGUCCCUGCUAGUGCUCCAAGUCUAAAUAUCUUCAUGCUUUCAGAAAUGCCAAUUUUAGUCGUGGACAUUUCACAUUAUAUAUGAGAGUCCACAUGAGUGAUUCAAAAUAGUACAUAUUAAAUCUUAACGACCGUUCAUUAAAUGUGAAGUCUUAAUUUGAAAAUGAAAAUCACACUACCAGCAAUAGACAGUUUUGUUGAAAACUCUAAAUUCCCAGUUACAUAAAUAACGUUAAAAUUCCAAAAUAAAAGAUUGGUACGCUAGUAAUCACAAAUUUGAUUUCUUUUAAUACUUCUUAAAAUCCUAUCAAGGGUUUUUUAAAUAAACACUCUUUUUUACUGAUAAGUCAUAACAUGGUGAAUGUGUGCUUGCUGUUUCUGAAGAGCGAUCCAAACUCUACAUCCAGAGAUGAUGAGAAAUUCUUAUAGAAUUUUGUAAUAAGUAUACAUCUUGGGUUAAAGACAUUUUAUAGUUGUUGGGAGCGCCAUGAAAUUAAUACUUGCAAUCCAGAUUGCUGUAGUUUACACUUUUUCUGUAUGUUUCAAAUCAGGUGUGUACCAUUUGUACUGAGAACACCACAGAAUGAAUUAUCCAAAGUCCAUUGAUUUUAAUAUGUGUUUUGGUUUGUAAACAAAUUAUAGUAAUUUCUUGCACAUUUUUGGAAAUUAAUUGUAUAAGAAUUUAUGUAUCUGCUUCUAGAUACAGUGUGUAAAUAAAAAUUUCGUUCACAAGA
Messenger RNA from Suricata suricatta (meerkat), 7031 nucleotides. RefSeq names its product suppressor of cytokine signaling 6 (gene SOCS6). Bases 1604 to 3211 code for a protein of 535 amino acids. Gene Ontology annotation, biological process: phosphatidylinositol phosphate biosynthetic process; intracellular signal transduction; regulation of growth. NCBI's taxonomy places the organism in Eukaryota, Metazoa, Chordata, Mammalia, Carnivora, Herpestidae. Gene Ontology annotation, molecular function: 1-phosphatidylinositol-3-kinase regulator activity. The record is from RefSeq and is a predicted model, not a curated record. The transcript is spliced from 6 exons. Gene Ontology annotation, cellular component: phosphatidylinositol 3-kinase complex.